UGUUCCCUCCGAAAACUUCUGAAAGUGAUUUUUUUUGAUGAAUGCACACAAAGUGGGUUGGUUUACUGAACUGAGCUCUUUAUGGCCCGGUCAAGCUUUUUCUCUCGAAGUUGAAGAAAUUCUUGUUGAUUUAAAAUCAAAUUAUCAGCACAUUUUUAUUUUUAAAAGCAAAACGUACGGAACUUGCCUAGCUUUAGAUGGUAUAUUGCAAUGUACUGAGAGGGAUGAGUUCUCCUAUCAAGAAAUGAUUACUCACUUAGCCCUUUUUUGCCACCCUGAACCCAAAAAAGUACUUGUAAUUGGUGGAGGAGACGGCUGUGUUGUUCGUGAAGUACUUAAACACCAAUACGUAGAAUCCGUGACACUUUGCGAAAUUGAUAGAAAGGUUGUCGAGCUUUGUAAGCAGCAUUUGCCUUUUUCAUCUUCAAGUCUUGACCACCCAAAAUGUCAUAUUCAUAUUGGAGAUGGUUUGAAAUUUAUGGAGCAACACCAGAAUGAAUUUGACGUUAUUAUCACCGACUCUUCCGAUCCUUUUGGCCCCGCGGUUACUUUAUUUAAAGAAGAAUAUUACAGGCUUAUGCACAGUGCACUACGGAGUAACGGCAUUACCAUCUCCCAGGGAGAGUGUGCUUGGUUGCAUUUGAAUCUUAUUAAAAGCAUGAACAGUUUUUGUAAACAGAUUUUUCCCUCUGUGGCAUACGCCUAUACUUCCGUUCCUACUUAUCCGUCUGGCCAGAUCGGCUUCAUACUUUGCUCUAAGGAUGCCUCUAUAAACUUCAAAGCGCCUAAAACAGGCACCCUUAAAAUUCUGGAAGAGAUGAAUCUGAAGUAUUACAAUCAAGAAGUUCACACCGCUGCUUUUGCGCUUCCUCAAUUUCUUAAGAAUGCUCUGUUCUAAAAACACAC
Zophobas morio is the source of this 906-nucleotide messenger RNA. Its product is annotated as spermidine synthase-like. The coding region runs from base 38 to 898 and encodes 286 amino acids. Gene Ontology annotation, molecular function: catalytic activity. The transcript has 7 exons. Lineage: Eukaryota; Metazoa; Arthropoda; Insecta; Coleoptera; Tenebrionidae. The record is from RefSeq and is a predicted model, not a curated record.